This is a messenger RNA of Kwoniella shivajii, 1128 nucleotides long. RefSeq lists its product as uncharacterized. NCBI's taxonomy places the organism in Eukaryota, Fungi, Basidiomycota, Tremellomycetes, Tremellales, Cryptococcaceae. Bases 1 to 1128 code for a protein of 375 amino acids. Gene Ontology annotation, molecular function: calcium ion binding. Gene Ontology annotation, cellular component: endoplasmic reticulum. Gene Ontology annotation, biological process: endoplasmic reticulum calcium ion homeostasis. The transcript has 4 exons. The record is from RefSeq and is a predicted model, not a curated record.
AUGUCCGGUUUACUCAAAUUGAUCUCUGUGAUCGCACCUCCUCCAGCCGCUCCCAUGUCAAGGGAGUAUGAUGGACUCGAAUAUCGUUGGAAGAUCUUUGCUUUUAGACCUGCUGUAUUCCAAUUCGAAGCUGCUGUCUUGGGUAUCGUUGGAAUUUACUUGUUGACUUAUUUCAUGGGCAAAUACAUCAAUAACGGACGAGCCAAAUCUUUAAUCGCACCGUAUCAAUCAUUUUUAUCAAAUCAAUUUACAACUAUCAGACCAUUACUCUCAUCUUCACCUUCCCUUCAUUUAUUGUAUGCCACAGGACGAAGAAAUUUACUUUCAUUGCAUACUACAUUAUCAUUAUUACCAAUCCAUGAUGUCGCUGGAUUAGCCAUUCAUUUCGUCAAAUCCAUUAUAGAACCUACUUAUAACGGAGGCGAAAAUCUUAUAUUCGAUUAUACACUUGGAAGAGGUGAAUUAGGUCUGCAAGGUGAAGGUUUAGGCGUUUGGGCUGUCGUAGAUAAAUCUGCUUUAAGAGAAACUAGAGAAAAGAGAUGGGAUUUAACCUUCCCCAGACUUACCGACUCAUCGAGCCUUCCUAUUACCCAUGCCCUCUUUACUGAACACGUCGAAAUCACCGAUCUAUUAUUGAAAACUCCUAACAUCGGUAUCUCAGAAGUGAUAAAUGAUCAAGAAGCUGCCAGUUUACUCAAAUACCUCUUGAUCUCCGACGUUACAGAUGUUAGACCUUCCAAAGGACCCAUGUCACCCAAGUACAAGUCGAGACAUGUAAUCUUAUCCUUAUAUAAACCCUCAACUCCUUCUCAAGUAGAAGCUGUCAAAGCAUGGGUUCAAGUCUCUUUGAACAUUGUCGAUUUAUUGUCUAAACAGAAUUUACUCAAACCUGAAAUAUCAAGGAAAUUGAUCAAGACAAGAUCAACUGUCGAUGAGGAAUUAUCUAAAGAUUUCAAGAAAGAACAAGAUGAAGAUAAAGAACCUGAAGAAACCGCUGAAGAGAAAAGAGCAGCUCGAAAAAAGGCUGAAAGAGAGAAAAUGUCAGAGAAAGAAAGGAAAAAAUUGGAAGAUCUGGACAAAAAGAGAGAAAUGAGGAAAUUACAAAAGAAACAAGCUUCAGGUAGAUAA